Eruca vesicaria subsp. sativa (arugula) is the source of this 1803-nucleotide messenger RNA. The record is from the annotation of a GenBank genome assembly. Lineage: Eukaryota; Viridiplantae; Streptophyta; Magnoliopsida; Brassicales; Brassicaceae.
AUGGUGUGGUGUAACCAUUGUGCGACGAAAGUUGACGGAUUUCGCCCCGAAGGCGGUGCUUUGGCUUGUGAUCAAUGUGGGAGGAUAUUGCAAAACUUCAAUUUUUCUGAUGAAGUUACUUUCGUUAAGAAUGCCGCUGGACAGAGCCAAGCUUCAGGUAACAUAGUGAGUAGUGUUCAGAGUGGGAUUACAAGCUCACGUGCUAGGAGAAGUAGAAUAGCUAGAGAUGAGUUAAUGAAUUUAAGAGAUGCCCUGCAAAUUGGUGAUGAGAGAGAUGAUGUGGUUAACAUGGCUUCCAAAUUAUUUGAUAUGGCAGCUGACCAAAACUUCACCAGAGGGCGCAGAUCUGAACUAGUACUCUCUUCCUGUCUCUACUUGGCUUGCAGGUUGGAUUCUUAUUACAGAUUUCUCUCCCUCAUAAUGGUUUCAUUUCAAACUUUUUUGUCUAGUUACGAGUUGGGUUCUGUGUACUUGCAACUCUGUGAACUGUUCUAUUUGGUGAAUAACCCGAACCUUGAGGACCUUGAGGAGCUUGUUGAUCCUUCAAUCUUCAUUUGUCGAUUCACAAAGAGCUUAUUGAAAGGUGCACAUGACUAUGCAACAACAAAAAAGGUCGUGGAAACGGCUAUGAACAUUAUAGAUAGUAUGAAGAGAGAUUGGAUACAGACCGGCCGGAAACCAAGUGGAAUAUGUGGAGCAGCAAUUUACAUAGCUGCCCAUUCUCUUGGUAUCACGUGCUCGACGACAGAUAUUGCACACAUUGUGCAUAUGUGUGGAGCAACAAUAACCAAAAGAUUGAAUGAGUUUGCUAAUACCGAAGCUGCAAGUUUAACUGUUGAGGAGCUCGCUGAUAGAGAGAUAUUGCAUACAAGACCAAAUUCCGACAAAGAAGUAGUCAACUGUAAGCAUAAGGAUUCAAAAAGUUUUGGUUAUGGAUUAUGUAAGGACUGUCACGAUAAGUUCAUGAAAGUUUCUGGAGGACUUGUUGGUGGGUCGGAUCCUCCUGCUUUCCAGCGAGCAGAGAAAGAGAGAAUGGAAAAAGCAGGUAGAGAAGACAACGAGGGAGGAAUUGAGAAAAGUGAAGGAGGAGAAACAUAUUGGAACGCUGAAGCUUCUGAUGAAUCAGACAAUCUUUCUGACCUCGAUGGUGAUCCUGAGGUGGAUUGCUGUUUUCUUGACGAGGACGAAAAGCCAGCGGUGAAGGCCUCUUGGGAAUUUCUUAACGCAGAGUGGCUUAAGGAGCAAGCAGCUAAGGAAGCAGCUCUGAAGGAGGUUAGUGAAGCUUUCAACGCAAGCAGUGCUAAUUGCCCACAAUACGCAAGAAAUCUUGUUGAAGCUUCUAAAGCAGCUGUGGCGAAAUCUAGAAAGGAAAAGCGACAAAAACGUGCAGAGGAAGAUAAGAACGCGCCUCCCGCGUCCACGGCUUUUGAAGCUUUUAAAAGAACGUUUGAGAGAAGAAAGGUGACAAAAAUAUAUAUCUUUCGUUUUGAGGUUUUCUCGUGUUUCUUUCUGAUUUUGAGUCUUGAACUCUUAAUACAGGAUUUAAGUAGGCACAUUGACUUCGAUCUUAUGAAAGAGGUUUUAGAUCCUUCCCGUUUUGCCGAGCUCGUAGAUCCUUCCCCAGGUGAGAAGUCCCCAAAGAAAUCGAGAACCGAGACAGUUACAGAGAAGAAGAAGGAGGAUGAAAUUGAAGAAGAGGAAGAAGAAGAGGAUGAGGAAGAACCAUACGAGAUGAACACAGAUGAGAAUUUCUAUGAAGACCAAGUGGAAGAGGAAGAUGAUGGUUAUGAUUUUGGUUUGUAA